ACCUAUCAACCCCUUUUAUUCAUCAAACUCUCCAAAUCUUUUUUGUAGCUUCACAUCAGCAAUUCAAGAGAUAUGGAUAUUGAUUUGACACCCAAGUUGCCCAAGAAGAUCUACGGUGGAGACGGCGGGUCGUACCACGCGUGGUGCCCCAACGACCUCCCUAUGCUCAAAGACGGCAACAUCGGCGCCGCCAAGCUCUCCCUCGAGAAGAACGGCUUCGCACUGCCGCGCUACUCCGAUUCCGCCAAAGUCGCCUAUGUUCUUCAAGGCAGUGGAGUCGCCGGAAUCAUCCUGCCGGAGAAGGAGGAGAAGGUGGUGGCGAUCAAGAAGGGCGACGCCAUCGCCCUCCCCUUCGGCGUGACGACGUGGUGGUACAACAAGGAGGACACCGAACUAGGCAUCCUCUUCCUCGGCGAGACCAAGAUCGCCCACAAAGCCGGCUGCUUCACCGACUUUUUCCUCACCGGCCCCAACGGCAUCUUCACCGGCUUCACCACCGAGUUCGUGAGCCGCGCCUGGGACUUGGACGAGGCCACCGUCAAGACCCUCGUGAGCAGCCAGUCGGCCAAGGGCAUCGUCAAGCUCCCCGCCGACGCCAAGAUGCCCGAGCCCAAGAAGGAGCACUACACCGGCAUGGCCCUCAACUGCGAGGAGGCGCCCCUUGAUGUCGACAUCAAGGGCGGCGGCAAGGUCGUCGUGCUCAACACCAAGAACCUGCCGCUGGUCGGGGAGGUCGGCUUCGGGGCCGACCUCGUGAAGCUCAACGGGGGAGCCAUGUGCUCCCCCGGCUUCUCCUGCGACUCCGCCCUGCAGGUCACCUACAUCGUACGAGGCAGCGGGCGGGUCCAGGUUGUCGGUGUCGACGGCAAGCGCGUGCUCGAGACCACCAUCAAGGCCGGGAACCUCUUCAUCGUUCCUAGGUUUUUUGUCGUGUCCAAGAUUUCGGACCCAGAUGGCAUGGACUGGUUCUCCAUUGUCACCACUCCAAACCCUAUUUUCACGCAUCUUGCGGGAAGGACUUCGGUGUGGAAGGCGCUGUCGCCGGAGGUGCUGAGGGCGUCGUUUAACGUUCCGGCCGAUGUGGAGCAGAAGUUUAGCUCCAAGAGAAAGGCUGAAGAGAUCUUCUUCCCGCCACCCAAUUGAUCACCUAUUUUUCUAUUUUCCAGUUUUGUCUUACCUACAAGAAUAAGCAGUGAGCAUUUUGGCUUGCACGGAUUUUGCGGUUUUUAUUUCUCGCUUUUUUUUUUAAAUUUCAGUUUGGUUUAGGUUAGGAGCAUUAGUUUUAUGUUAGCCUUUAGGAGUCUUUAAUUUAUUUCAGUUUUCCGUUUAAGACAUGCACUUCUUGUGCAGUUUAAUUACUGGAUCUCUAGCUAUAUAUUUUAGUUAACGUAAUUGUUUCGUCAUUUCUGUAGAAUUAAUUGAACUUUAAUUUUUCUGCA
Salvia miltiorrhiza (redroot sage) is the source of this 1439-nucleotide messenger RNA. Its product is annotated as 11S globulin seed storage protein Ana o 2.0101-like. NCBI's taxonomy places the organism in Eukaryota, Viridiplantae, Streptophyta, Magnoliopsida, Lamiales, Lamiaceae. The coding region runs from base 73 to 1143 and encodes 356 amino acids. The record is from RefSeq and is a predicted model, not a curated record. The transcript is spliced from 3 exons. Gene Ontology annotation, molecular function: nutrient reservoir activity.